This is a messenger RNA of Opisthorchis viverrini, 391 nucleotides long. RefSeq lists its product as hypothetical. NCBI's taxonomy places the organism in Eukaryota, Metazoa, Platyhelminthes, Trematoda, Opisthorchiida, Opisthorchiidae. Gene Ontology annotation, biological process: mitochondrial translational termination. Gene Ontology annotation, cellular component: mitochondrial large ribosomal subunit. The transcript has 3 exons. The annotation marks the transcript as partial. The record is from RefSeq and is a predicted model, not a curated record.
GGAACACGUUCACUUACAAUAUUUGCACUCUCGCCUAGCUCGGUCUAAAGUGGAGGUGAGAUUCCACGUCCCUAGUGCCUCGUGGAUUCCAGAGCCUGCGCGCGCCAGACUUCUGGAAAAGGAAGCUCAUCGUAUCACAAAAGAUUCGUUCUUCAUUAUCGCCUCCGAUCGUACUAGAAAACAAGUACUAAACCAAGCGGAUUGUCUGGAACGCAUCCGACGGUUGGUUCGUGAGUGCGUGGCAGAAAUCAACAAACCUCCUCCUGAUCCAGAAACCAUCGAACUGAUCCAAAAACGGAAAGCCAAGGCAAACGAGAGUCGCCUGAUACAGAAAAAAAUGUCCUCGUUGACCAAACAGUAUAGACAGAAACCGACCGUAUAUGAUUUGUAG